GUGGGCACAGGUGGGUGGCACUGGUGGGCACAGGUGGGUGGCACUGGUGGGCACAGGUGGGUGGGCACAGGUGGGUGGCACUGCUGGGCACAGGUAGGUGGCACUUCUGGGCACAGGUGGGUGCACUGCUGGGCACAGGUGGGUGCACUGCUGGGCAGAGGUGGGCGGAACUUGUGGGUGGCACUGCUGGGCACCGAUCAUCAGGGCACUGAUCAUCAGUGCCAUGAUGAUCGGUGCCGAUCCUCGCCCUGACAACUGCCGGUUCUCGGCAGUACUUUCCUCACGAUCUGACAGCGUGAGGAAAGUGCAGCCGAGAACCGGCACUUGCAU
This is a messenger RNA of Staurois parvus, 330 nucleotides long. NCBI's taxonomy places the organism in Eukaryota, Metazoa, Chordata, Amphibia, Anura, Ranidae. The record is from the annotation of a GenBank genome assembly.